CAAAAUUAUGGUGAGUGAAGAUUUAAAAACUAAAAAAUAUGAUAGACAAUUAAGAUUAUGGGGAAAUGAGGGUCAAACAUGUUUAGAAAGUUCUAGCAUAUGUCUGCUUAAUGCCUCUGUAACUGGAACUGAAAUUCUUAAAAAUUUGGUUUUAGCAGGAAUAGGAAGCUUUACCAUAAUAGAUGACAAACCAAUAAUGGAUGAUGACAUUUACAACAAUUUUAUGAUCAAUCUUCCCCCUAAGAACACUACUAGUGACAAAAAUAAUCUUGAUUUGAAAGGAUCAAUCAUAGUCAAGAAUCUACUGGAAUUGAAUCCUUACGUUAAAGGUUCCCACAUUAAUAAAGGUAUAGAAUCAAUUCUUGAAGAAAAGAAUAUAGGUUCCUUAGACUGUUUUGACCUGAUUAUAGCUAGUCACAUCAAUGACAACGAAUUGUCAAUUUUAUCCAAUUUCACGUGGGAACAUAAAAUACCGUUCAUUCAUUGCGAAUCGUUUGGUUUUUUCGGUUUCAUGAAAAUAUCCUUCGAUGAAAUGGCGAUUAUCGAUACGCACCCGGAAAACAGCAUUCCCGAUUUACGGAUCAUUCGUCCAUUUCCGGAAUUCCAAGAAUAUUUGGAAAGCAUAGACUUCUCGGCCAUGAAUAAAAAUCAACUCAAAAAGUAUCCUUACAUAAUAAUUUUGGCAAAAUUAUGGCGGGCUUAUCUCUCCCGACGACAGAAUUCCGAAAAUAUGUCAGAAGAUGACAACGGUGAUGCAUCCCACGAAACGGUCAAAAUAUUUUCAUCUAAUCUCGACAGACAUCGAAAGAACGAAUUCGCCACUUACGUCAAGCAAUAUUUCGAACGCUACAAAAAAGUUAUCACGCCUUCCGCUGAUGAGUUUGGACUAACGUCGGAAGCGGAACAUGAUUGGUCCGAUAUGGUUAACGAAUGCGUCAAGGCCACAAACACGUGCUUGAUAGAUGAAACCAAAAUUCCUCAAAACGUCGAAGAAAUUUUGAAAGAUCGCAAGUGCGGCUUGGAAUACCUUUCCCGAAAGACGGUUAAUUUGGUUCGACACGAGACAGAAACGCUUUCCCAAACCGGAAUAAAAAAUGUCGAGGGGCCGAAUGCCGAAAAGGGCGCCAGUCUUUCUUCCCGCGAAUACCAUCGCGACAACUAUAAAUUUUGGUGCUUGGCCUAUACCCUCAAACUGUUCAUUGAUAAAUACGGCAAGCUACCUCUCAGAGGCAUUUUACCCGACAUGAACUGCGAUACAGAGAUUUACGUCGAAAUUCUCACAUUAUUCAGACGCCGUUUCGCCGAAGAAUGCCUCCAAUUUAAGGAAAUUUGGGAACGAGAAGUGCUUGAAAUACUCGACACUUCUUCUCCUUCCGCCGAGAUUGGUUGUUCCUCAUCGCUCAAAAUUCAUAUAACUGAUCAAGAAAUCGAAUUAUUUUGCAAAAAUUGUCAUUUCCUUAGAGUCGUACGAGGUCUUCCGGCUGAGAACGAAGUUUCGGCGUUAUUCGAUUCGAUGUUGAGCCCCUUACCAGAUCAAGAAAUUUCAGAGAAUGUAUCAGCUUUGAGCCCCAAAGACUUGAGCCUCAUUUACUGCCUUAUCAGAUGCUAUUCCAAAUUCGCCUCUGAAAUAAAGGAACAACCCAUCGUCGCUUACAAAGGAGGUGCUAACGAGAUGCGCAAUAUAAAAACUUUGAAAGAAUGUGUUAGGAACUUUGUGGAAGAUAGAUGUAGCCCUGGCCAGGCCCAAGAAUUGCGAGAAUUGAUCGAUGCUGAACGAACCGAGGCUUUAAUGAAGGAAAUGUUAAAGCACUAUGAAUCACUCGAAUUAAUUACGACUUGCUCGUUUCUCGGUGGGAUAGCUUCCCAACAAUGCGUUAAAGUGUUAACUAGACAAUACGUCCCCUUCAAAGGAACAUUCAUCUACAGCGGGAUAGAUGGCAGCAACGCUCAAUUCUCAUAGCUCCUCAAAAAAAAUUGAAAAUUAUUAUAUAUUCACAGACCUCCUUUGAAGUCUUUAAUACAUUUAUAUAUUAUAUAUAUUUU
Gordionus sp. m RMFG-2023 is the source of this 2043-nucleotide messenger RNA. RefSeq names its product NEDD8-activating enzyme E1 regulatory subunit-like. The record is from RefSeq and is a predicted model, not a curated record. The transcript is spliced from 15 exons. The coding region runs from base 8 to 1960 and encodes 650 amino acids. Gene Ontology annotation, cellular component: cytoplasm. Gene Ontology annotation, biological process: protein neddylation. Lineage: Eukaryota; Metazoa; Nematomorpha; Gordioida; Chordodea; Parachordodidae. Gene Ontology annotation, molecular function: NEDD8 activating enzyme activity.